CAGGGUGUUGGGACUGGAGCGGCUCUCAGGGGUCACCGAGGCCAUGCCCCCCCAGGUCAGACUCACCCAGCCCUUGCUGGCCCGCAGCGGCUGCUGCUUGGCUUGCUCACGGGACAGACAUAGCCCUAGCGAGCUGCUGGGAGCGCCACCCGGCUCUGCAGCCACAGGCGGUCUGAGUCAACUGUGAGCUGCUGUGGUGGCCGGUGGAGUGGCUAGAGGUGGUCGUGUUAGCUGUGGGGAUCUUAGCGAAGGUCUCUGUAAACCAAAUCCCUGUUCCCUAAUCCAUCCGUCCACAUCUGGGGAGGAUGGACUGCCCUGUGAAGAGACUGCCUCAGGGUUCCAUGUCCCCAAGGCCACACCUCCAGUGAGCACAGGGCAGAGCCCAAGGCUGCAUGAGCGCCACGGGAGGCAGCCCUUGGCGCUCUCUCAGAGUGAUGCCAUGGUACCCGUGGCCUCCAACAGGGCUACGCUGGGUAGGUUAACAGCAGGAGAGCAAGGGUUCUGGGUCCAGGUGAGACUGGGGCACCCAGGGGACACUGACCCUCUUUCUAGGACCUGGUUUUAGCAAUGUAGGAGGGCCACGCCCCUGUUUGGUCCUUGCCCUGAAACAGAGGCUCAGUCUGAGUCCUCCUGGCCCGAGUCUCUUGGAGUCUCCUCAGCAUGCGGGACUUGACCGUUUGCCAGGCACACUCAUGACCUUGGCUGUGAACCCGUUAGAUGCUCACCUGUCCCCCAGGUCAUCAUAGGUGACAGUGUGACCACGUCUUGAUGGUUAUCUUUUUAGCAUUCAGUGGCAAAGCCCUUGCUGCCAUGUCCCGGCCCCAAAGCCGUGCCACGUGUUUGAGCUUGUUCCUUAUGGUGACGCCGCGCAUAACUGACUUCCAGGCACUGGUUUCUGUGCCGUGGUUGGCAUGGCCCCGGGAACAGGCGGCCCCCACAGAGGCGCCUGGAUUAUCACCGGCGGGUCCCACACGGGCGUGAUGAAGCAGGUGGGCGAGGCGGUGCGGGACUUCACCCUGAGCAGCGGCUGCAAUGAAGGAGAGGUCGUCACGGUCGGAAUUGCCACGUGGGGCACCGUGCACAACCGGGAAGGCCUGAUCCACCCCUCGGGCCGCUUUCCUGCUGAAUACAUCAUGGACGAGGAAGGCCAAGGGCACCUGACCUGCCUGGACAGUAACCACUCCCACUUCAUCCUUGUGGACGACGGGACGCACGGCCGCUACGGGGUCGAGAUUGCCCUGCGGACGAAACUGGAGAAGUUCAUAUCGGAGCAGACCAAGGAGAGAGGAGGUGUGGCCAUCAAGAUCCCUGUCGUCUGUGUGGUGCUGGAAGGGGGGCCCGGCACCCUGCACACCAUCUACAACGCCAUCACCAACGGCACCCCGUGUGUGGUCAUGGAGGGCUCAGGCCGCGUGGCCGACGUCAUCGCCCAGGUGGCUGGCCUGCCCGUAUCCGAGAUCACCGUCUCUAGGAUUCAGCAGACACUCAGCCUGUUCUCCCAGGAGAUGUUCGAGACCCUCAGCGAGAGCAGGAUUGUCGAGUGGACCAAAAAGAUCCAAGACAUUGUCCGGAAGCGGCAGCUGCUGACCAUCUUCCGGGAAGGCAAGGAUGGCCAGCAGGACGUGGACGUGGCCAUCCUGCAGGCCUUGCUGAAAGCCUCUCGGAGCCAUGACUACUUUGGCCACGAGAACUGGGACCACCAGCUGAAGUUAGCGGUGGCGUGGAACCGCGUGGACAUCGCCCGGAGCGAGAUCUUCUCUGACGAGCGGCAGUGGAAGCCUUCAGAGCUGCACCCCGUGAUGAUGGCGGCCCUCAUCUCCAACAAGCCCGAAUUCGUGAAGCUCUUCCUGGAGAACGGGGUGCGGCUGAAGGAGCUCGUCACGUGGGACACCCUGCUCUACCUGUACCAGCACCUGGACCCCUCCUGCCUGUUCCACAGCAAGCUCCAGAAGGUGCUGGCCGAGGAGUCCGAGCAGCCGGCGUGCGGGCCCAUGGCCCCCCGCGUGCAAAUGCACCACGUGGCCCAGGUGCUCCGGGAGCUCCUGGGGGACUUCACGCAGCCACUGUACCCCCGGCCCCGGACUGGCGACCGGCCCCGGCUCCCGCUCUCCGUGCCAAACAUCAAGUUCAACAUGCAGGGAGUGAGUCUCCGGUCCCUCUACAAGCGUUCAUCAGGACAUGUGGCCUUCACCAUGGACCCGGUCCGUGAUCUUCUCAUUUGGGCCAUCAUCCAGAACCGUCGGGAGCUGGCAGAAAUCAUCUGGGCGCAGAGCCAGGACUGCAUUGUGGCAGCCUUGGCCUGCAGCAAGAUCCUGAAGGAGCUGUCCAAGGAGGAGGAGGACACGGACAGCUUGGAGGAGAUGCUGGCGCUCGCCGACGAGUAUGAGCACAGAGCCAUUGGGGUGUUCACUGAGUGCUACCGGAAGGACGAGGAGAGAGCUCAGAAACUGCUGACCCGUGUGUCAGAGGCCUGGGGGAAGACCACUUGCCUGCAGCUGGCCCUGGAGGCCAAGGACAUGAAGUUCGUGUCUCACGGAGGCAUCCAGGCCUUUCUCACCAAGGUGUGGUGGGGCCAGCUGUGCGUGGACAACGGGCUCUGGCGGGUGAUCCUGUGUAUGCUGGUCUUCCCGCUGCUCUACUCCAACCUCAUCUCCUUCAGGGAGAGGAAGCUGCAGGCCAGGAGGGGCCUGCUUCGGGUCCGCGCCUUCUUCAACGCGCCUGUGGUCAUCUUCCACCUGAACAUCUUGUCCUACUUUGCGUUCCUGUGCCUCUUCGCCUAUGUGCUCAUGGUGGACUUCCAGCCCACACCCUCGUGCUGCGAGUAUCUCAUCCACUUCUGGCUCUUCUCCCUGGUGUGUGAGGAGCUGCGGCAGCUCUUCUAUGACCCCGACGAGUUCGGGCUCAGGAAGGUGGCGCUCCUGUACAUCAGCGACUUCUGGAAUAAACUGGACAUCGGUGCCAUCUUGCUCUUCAUAGCAGGACUGACCUGCAGGCUCAUCCCCGGGCUGCUGUACUCCGGGCGCGUCAUCCUCUCUCUGGACUUCAUCAUGUUCUGCCUCCGGCUGAUGCACAUUUUUACCAUCAGUAAGACGCUGGGGCCCAAGAUAAUCAUCGUGAAGCGGAUGAUGAAGGACGUCUUCUUCUUCCUCUUCCUGUUGGCGGUGUGGGUGGUGUCUUUUGGGGUGGCCAAGCAGGCCAUCCUCAUCCACAACGAGAGCCGGGUGGACUGGAUCUUCCGGGGGGUCAUCUACCAGUCGUACCUCACCAUCUUCGGGCAGAUGCCGGCUUACAUUGACGGUGUGAAUUUCAGCCUGGACCAGUGCAGCCCCAAUGGCACCGACCCCUACAAGCCCAAGUGCCCCGAGAGCGACACCGUGCGGCACGAGCCCGCCUUCCCCGAGUGGCUGACGGUCACCCUGCUCUGCCUCUACCUGCUCUUCACCAACAUCCUGCUGCUAAACCUUCUCAUCGCCAUGUUCAACUACACGUUCCAGCAGGUGCAGGAGCACACGGACCAGAUCUGGAAGUUCCAGCGGCACGACCUCAUAGAGGAGUACCACAGCCGGCCCCCCGCGCCGCCCCCCUUCAUCCUCCUCAGCCACCUGCACCUGGUCAUCAAGAGGGUGGUCCUCAAGAUCCCUGCCAAGAGGCACAAGCAGCUCAAGAGCAAGCUGGAGAAGAACGAGGAGGCUGUCCUCCUGUCCUGGGAGGUCUGCCUGAAGGACAGCUACCUGCAGAACCGGCAGUUCCAGCGCAAGCAGCGGCCCGAGCAGCAGAUUCAAGACAUCGGCAAUAGGGUCAACACCGUGGUGGACCUGCUGGAAAGGGAAAGUCUGAAGCGGUCAGGCUCCAUGGAGCAGAGGCUGGCCUCCCUGGAGGCACAGAUGGCCCAGAUGUCCAGAGCAUUGCACUGGAUCGUGACGGCACUGAGGGACAGUGGCUUUGGCUCAGAGGAGGGCCUCCCCACCCUGGCACCCCAGAAGGCCUCGGAGGGGCAGGACCACGAGCUGGACAGCAGGCAGAGGGCGGAGGCUGUGGGCGACACCCACCAUGUGAACGCCCGGCACCUCCUGUAUCCCGACUCCCAUGUGACCCGUUUCCCCGUGCCCAACGAGAAGGUGCCCUGGGACACGGAGUUUCUCAUCUACGACCCGCCCUUUUACACGGACGACAGGAAGGACAAGGGUUUGGUAGACCCCGUGGGAAACGCCCUGGAAGCCUUGGCUGGGAUCAGCUACAAUGCCGUGGAUGGACCCAUAGACCGGCGGAGCUUCCACGGGCUGUACGCGGUUCAGGAGGGGCUUCCUCUGAACCCCAUGGGCCGCACAGGACUGCGCGGGCGAGGAAGCCUUGGUUGGUUCGGACCUAACCACACGCUGCAGCCUGUGAUCACCCGGUGGAGGCGGAACCAGGAUGGAGCCAUCUGCAGGAAGAGCAUAAAGAAAAUGCUGGAAGUGCUGGUCGUGAAGCACCCCCUCUCGGAAUCCUGGGCCCUGCCGGGGGGCUCCCGGGAACCAGGAGACAUGCUGCCCCGGAAGCUGAAGCGGGUCCUCCGUCGAGAGUUCUGGUCUUCCUUCCAGAACUUGCUGGUUCAGGGCACUGAGGUGUACAAGGGGUACGUGGACGACCCAAGGAACACGGACAAUGCCUGGAUUGAGACAGUGGCCAUCAGCAUCCACUUCCCAGACCAGAGUGACAUGGAUCUGAAGAGGCUGAACUCUCACCUGCACGCCCGUGACCCCGGGAUGUCCGUCCAGUGGCAGGUCGUGGACAAGCGCAUCCCGCUGUAUGCCAACCACAAGACCAUCCUCCAGAAGGUGGCCGCCCUGUUUGGGGCUUUCUACUGACCCAGGGACUCUGGCCACGCCCCACUGCCAGGGGCAAGCGAGGCUAGUCUGCCCCAGUCCCCCUGGAGGCUUGGGCUGCCCGGCACAUGGGCUGACACCGGCUGCCUGAACCACACGCCGCCCUGGACCUCGGGCAGGCCAGGGGCUGCUGCGGGGGCACCAUGUGGUGUGGCGUGGGCAUCUGCCACCUCUCACAGCCACCUCGAGUCGCCAACCAGAUGAGACUGUGAAUUGGAGGGCGUUGGGGGCCCCGAGAGGAGAGCCAAGGCAGGGGACAGCUGGCUCUGGUUACACAACCAUUCCUCAGGACGUGGCGCCUGGGACCCCGCCAGCCGUCCUUGCCCCUGGCCGCUGCAGCCCUCAGCCAGAGUGAUUCCCUCCUGGUCACGUCAUGAGCAGCUGGUCCAUGACUAGACGUGAUUGGCCCAAGGCCUGCAUUUCCUGGACAGUGAGGGCUCCCCAUUGGCUUUCUCCUAGAGUCCACACCCCAGAGAUGGUGUCCACCUGACCUUAUUCGGACCCUGGCCGGCUCUGGGGUGGGGCAUCCUGGCCUCAGUUCACUGCCCCUGGCAGUCAGGGCUGAGCCCGGGUGCGAGGGGGCGGGGCCACGCAAGCACACGCCUGCUCUGGAGAUCCAAGGGUGUCUGCCUGUGUGCCACCCUGGGGACUCGGGUGGGGCUCUCCAGACACGGCACCCCUCCCCCUGCUCCCUGUGAGCCCAGGGAGGGGCAGGUGGUGGGCAUAGAUGGCAGGGAAGCCACCCUGCUCCGGGUCAGUGGCUCUGGUCAGCAUAAACCGGGAGCCAUCAGGAAUAUUGUAAAACCCAACAUUAAACGUGCUGCCCAAACCAA
Molecule: messenger RNA, 5698 nt
Organism: Ailuropoda melanoleuca (giant panda)
Lineage: Eukaryota; Metazoa; Chordata; Mammalia; Carnivora; Ursidae
Gene: TRPM2
Product: transient receptor potential cation channel subfamily M member 2
Exons: 29
Coding region: 912-4847 (1311 amino acids)
Biological process (GO): release of sequestered calcium ion into cytosol
Cellular component (GO): plasma membrane
Molecular function (GO): ligand-gated calcium channel activity
Source: RefSeq, a predicted model, not a curated record